CGAUGAGUAAUUGCAAUGUAUAAACUACAAUUCCCAUGAUUAAAUUUAAAGAACGUUGAUAAAUCAGGUGAUCAACCAGAAGGAGGCUUCGUUCUGUCAGCUUGUUGUCUCUUUCCCUCUAGACGUCGGAAGGACAGCAAUGUGUGCCCGUGUCCAGCCCAUCGAGUGGACCACUGACUGUAAGAGCCAGAAUUAUGAUGGAAUAGUCUUGGUGACGCAGAGUUAUGACACGCUGCCCAAGGAGCUGCAAUGUCUGAAAGCACCUCUGCUGGACUACAGCUCUGUGGACUGUGGUCUGGGAGACGAGGUGGUGGUGUUGAAGGUUCCGGGGUUGCCUGGUAACCGCUUGGUGUUUGCGUCCACCGGGCCCGUUAACCGGGACUACGAUGAUGUCAGACGCUUCAGUGACGCAGCUGUUAAUGGCAUCAAGAGGGCCAUGAAAGCAGGCAUGCAGCGCCCCCUUCUGGUCUGUCCUCGCCAUAGCAGCUAUGACAGGAGCACCCUGGUGGCUGCCCUAGGUGCCCUGCACGCCCUCUACAUGCCUCUGGAAGUGAGGGAGGCGUCUGUGAAGCCUAGCCAGUAUAAGGUGUGUGUUCUGGGGCUGUGGGUGGACCAGGAGGCCCAGGGGAAGGAGUUGGUGGAUCUGGCCUCUGCUCUGGAGAGUGGACGGCUGGCUUGCCGCGACAUAGGAGGGUCCGAUCCUGAGAGGAUGGCUGCUCCUCGUGUAGCUGAGUACAUCCAGGCCCUCUUUAAGGACAGCCCAGUGCAGGUAGAUGUAGUGAGUGAUCUGAAGGUGCUGGAGAAGGAGUACCCUUGCCUCGCUGCUGUCAACCGCUGUGCCAAUGCUGUGCCUCGUCACCAGGCCAGAGUGAUCAAACUGCAGUACUGUGGAGAAGGACCAGUCCAACACACACUGAUGCUGGUCGGCAAGGGCAUCACCUAUGACACCGGUGGAGCUGACAUCAAGGCUGGUGGCUUCAUGGCUGGCAUGCACAGAGACAAGUGUGGUGCUGCUGCCGUGGCUGGGUUCUUCCAGGUCCUGGCCAAACUCAAGCCUAAGCAUCUGAAGGUGGUCGGUGCCAUGGCGAUGGUCAGGAACAGCGUGGGCUCAGACUGCUACGUAGCUGAUGAGUUGGUGGUGUCCCGUGCGGGUCGCAGAGUUCGUGUGGGGAACACGGACGCUGAGGGACGCAUGGUGAUGGUCGACCUGCUCUGUGAAAUGAAGGAGAAAGCGGUAUGUGAGGUGUCUCCUCAGCUGUUUACCAUUGCCACUCUGACAGGACAUGCCAUCAGAGCCAUGGGACCAAACUACUCUAUCAUCAUGGACAACGGAGCUGCCCAACGCUCUGGCAAUGCCCGUCAGUGGCAGAAAGCGGGGGAGGUGCUGGGUGAUCUGUUUGAGGUGUCCAGUAUCAGGCGUGAGGACUAUGACUUCCAUAAGGGGAAGUCUGAGUACGAGGAGAUUCUGCAGAGCAACAACCUGCCAUCCUCUGCUACUCCCCGCGGACAUCAGACCCCCGCUGCCUUCCUCAUCAUGGCCUCUGGGCUGGACAAGUAUGGUGUGGACUCUGGCAGUCCUCUGCCAUACUCUCACAUCGACAUCGCUGGCUCCAGCGGUCCUUUCCCCGGUGUACCCACCGGAGCGCCAGUCCUUGCCAUGGCUACUAACUACAUCCUGCCCAGCGCCUAGCAACCUUGUGAUAUAAGAAUGUGUAGAAUGUACCCUACUCUGUCCUGAGUUAUAUCACAUAUAACCGUCCUAAUAUGGUAGUGCCAGUAUAAUUUGAUAUAUUACACAAAGAAUAAGAAUAGACAUCCAUCAAUGGUGUGAUAUUGGCAGUUAAUUGCAAACAUUCCAAGAGCUCAGGUUGUUGUUCGAUAGAUUCUGUUUCUAAGAUCAUGCUAAUAUAUAUCCAUCCAACCUUAAGUGUCCCAAAUGUUUUACCCCCAUGUCUAACAUGAGUCACUGUAUUGAAUACUCUCAGGGGAGAAAUGACAUGCUCUGUGUUCAUCCAAUUUAUACACGUGAAACUUGAGAUGAGUGGCAAGUCAAAUGGUUGUGUGCUUCAAUAAAAUAUUCGAUUUUCAA
Molecule: messenger RNA, 2089 nt
Organism: Oncorhynchus keta (chum salmon)
Lineage: Eukaryota; Metazoa; Chordata; Actinopteri; Salmoniformes; Salmonidae
Exons: 16
Coding region: 140-1690 (516 amino acids)
Biological process (GO): proteolysis
Cellular component (GO): cytoplasm
Molecular function (GO): manganese ion binding; metalloaminopeptidase activity
Source: RefSeq, a predicted model, not a curated record